Molecule: messenger RNA, 2346 nt
Organism: Pseudovirgaria hyperparasitica
Lineage: Eukaryota; Fungi; Ascomycota; Dothideomycetes; Acrospermales; Acrospermaceae
Product: DUF382-domain-containing protein
Exons: 1
Coding region: 243-1985 (580 amino acids)
Biological process (GO): mRNA splicing, via spliceosome
Cellular component (GO): precatalytic spliceosome; U2 snRNP; catalytic step 2 spliceosome
Source: RefSeq, a predicted model, not a curated record
AUAAAGUUGAAAUCGCUAGAACAUCUUCGCGGAGGACGCUCACGUGACCAUGUCAAUUAGCGACUUUCCGUACAAGAACUUCAAACGCCAAACACGCCGCAACCUCCCUUCAUCAUCAUCAACGCCCAGACAUCUCAUCCUGACGCAAGCCUUCGUGUUAGUAGUGGACACCUUACUGCUUGCGUGCUGCAAAGAUCAGUUACUGCCGUUACUAAUCAUCUGCUAGCAAGGCAGUUGUCGCGAUGUCGGGCACGAAGAAGAAGGAGAAUAAGAAUCACAAGCGGCGCGCAGCUCAGAAGGCCAAGAAGGAUGCAAGUUAUAUCUCUAAAUCUUACAUUGUGCGAACCAGUGCUAAUAUCCGUGUCGCCCAGGCAUCAUUACGCGCAGAGUCAGAAGCACCGAUACCUCAAUCUGUGCGCGGUGAUUCCCCAUCACCAGACCCAGCAGAUGUCGACGAAAAGCACUCAGCCGCUGUAUCUUUCGAGAUUGACCCAUCUGAUCCUCUAUACGCACAGUUCAAAUCCGUGUUUCAGAGAUUAGAGCAACCAGAAGCGGAGGCCACGAAAGAACCCGCAAAAGCUGAGAUAUAUUACGACGGUGACGAUGACAUCCCAGACGAGGAGGACGAGUCAGCAAAAAAGCUCUCAAAGAGGGCGCGAAAACAGCAGAACAUGUUGUCAAUCGCGGAAUUGAAAGCAAUUGUGAAGAAACCCGAAUUAGUGGAAUGGACAGAUGUCAACGCUCCAGACCCUCGUCUACUGGUCUCAAUCAAGGGCCAUAGGAACGUUGUACCAGUACCUCAGCACUGGGCACUGAAACGCGAGUAUCUUUCCUCGAAGCGAGGCGUGGAAAAACCGGCUUUCUCACUACCAAAGUUCAUACAAGAGACGGGCAUUGCAGAGAUGCGUGACGCACUUCUUGAGAAACAAGCUGAGCAGACUAUGAAACAGAAGCAGAGAGAACGCGUUGCGCCGAAGAUGGGUCGACUCGAUAUUGACUAUGGAAAGCUAUACGAAGCAUUCUUCAAGUUUCAGACGAAGCCCGAGUUGACACGAUACGGCGAAGUCUACUACGAAGGAAAGGAGUAUGAGACAAACUUGAGGCACCUCCGUCCUGGUGAGCUAAGUGAAGAGCUUAAAGAUGCUCUGAAUAUCCCUCCAGGUGCUCCGCCACCAUGGCUCAUCAAUCAACAGCGAUUCGGCCCACCUCCGUCAUAUCCUGCCCUCAAGAUAGCAGGCCUGAAUGCUCCUCCGCCUCCCGGGGCCCAGUGGGGAUUUCAUCCUGGUGGGUAUGGAAAACCCCCUGUCGACGAGUUCAAUAGACCUCUGUAUGGCGGUGACAUCUUCGGUACUGCGAUCCUGCAGCAGCCGCAGCAGACAGGUGAGCCAGUUGAGAAAACGUUAUGGGGAGAAUUGCAGCCACCAGAAGAGUCUGAAGAGGAAGAAGAAGAGGAAGAUGACGACGCAGACGAAGAUGUAGAUAUGAGCGAUGGAGACAUUCCAGAUACAACAAGGGCCGAGUCUCCUGCACCGAUCCCAGUACCGCAAAUCAGAGACGAAAGGAUUGCGUCCGACUUUUCCAUUGGCAAGGGAGGGAGACGUGGUUCCGCAGAUGCCGGUCCUCCUCGUGAGCUUUAUCAGGUCGUUCAGGAACAGAAUGUACGCUCAAAGGGUUUCUUUGGCUCCGAUCGCACGUAUGAUAUCAAAGCCACGCAGCGUGAUCCCGACGUGCCAAUGUUGGGUCGCGAUUCAGGCAGAAAGCGGAAGGCUGGUGAUGUAGACGUCUCAGUCGACGUCGAUGCGUUGGCAGACGGAGGAAAGCUGAGCAAGGAGGAGCUUCAGAGACAGUACGAUGCCCAGAGGAAGGCUGAUGCGGCAGGUGCAUGGGGUGGAGGCGGUAUUGAUCAAGAUGACUUGAGUCAGAUGAUUGCGGAUGAGAGCAGGAAGAGGCUGAAGAAGGACGAAGAGAAACGAGGGCGAAGAUGAAACAAGAUGUGAAGAAUACUCAACGCGUCGCUUCAGGAAGGACGAUAAGUGCGCACAAGGAUGAAAAUCGCGUCCGUUUUGAGCUAUAUGGUACUACGUUGCAUAAGUCGGAGUACGGUGCAAGAAGGUCUGUGGUAAGGCCGCAACAUUCAGCGAAAUAGCUGAAAUGGUAUGGAUUGUAAAGAUAUCAAAUGGAACGGGUUUUAACAAGGACAUUGGAGGAUUGUAAAACCGAAAUGGAAAGAUGAAGCUUUAAAGAGCACUCGACGGCCAAAUCGUCCCUUGCGACCAAUAUGAGGACACAAACAAAGAAAAAAGAUGAGCUCAAGAUUUGAUAUGAUGAAGUAUGCACGCCUCCCAC